Molecule: messenger RNA, 5971 nt
Organism: Chlorocebus sabaeus (green monkey)
Lineage: Eukaryota; Metazoa; Chordata; Mammalia; Primates; Cercopithecidae
Gene: ZNF649
Product: zinc finger protein 649
Biological process (GO): regulation of immune system process; regulation of cytokine production; negative regulation of transcription by RNA polymerase II
Cellular component (GO): nucleoplasm
Molecular function (GO): DNA-binding transcription repressor activity, RNA polymerase II-specific; RNA polymerase II cis-regulatory region sequence-specific DNA binding
Source: RefSeq, a predicted model, not a curated record
AAUCCUGCACGUACGGAAGGUAAAGUGGAUCUUUUCUGCCCAAGUAUGCACGGAUGGCUCGGGACCGUGAAGAACCCCAUAUUUUGGCACCUAAAUCCUGCGCUCAAGUUUCAUUUAUUUUCAGAGGCUCGAGCUUAGCCAAGACAAACACGGGAUGGGCUACGUGCACCUUAGCGGGCUGGGGAGAAAAGUCAUCCGCUUUGCACAAAGAAUGACGGGAAUGACACAAUGGGCGCGGCCAUCUUAGAAGUUAGGUGUCCGUACAAGUGAAAGCGCUGUCUCCGCUGACGAAAAAGAGCAAUCGCACCCUGAGUCAUAUACCGCGAAAACGCUUCUAGCUACAUGGGGAAGACGAAGAUUUUUGAGGACAAAAAGGGUGUGGAGAAGCAAUUGAGGUACGAGGAUAUUGUCCACCCCGUCAACGGAAAGUGAAAAAACAGCGACCAGCUGGAACCUCAUUUACGUUUGAGGGACAUGGUCACCGCCCAGUGCAGGUCCUGGCUUUCUGGGAUAAAAUAUUUCCUAUAAGGGAAGGAAGUGAAGGUAUUAAGAUCAAUACAUCAUCCUUGACCAGUGACCAGCUUCAGAGAAGAGCCAGAGUCAACAAUAGAACAAAUAUUCCCGUUGCUGGCUGUAUCUAAGGGCACCAGAAAAUGUCCAAGUCCCAAAGCUCACUGUCAUUCAAGGAUGUAGCUGUGGGUUUCACCUGAGAAGAAUGGCAGCUACUGGACCCUGUUCAGAAGAAUCUGUACCAAGAUGUGAUGUUGGAAAAUUAUAGCAACCUGGUAUCACUGGGGUAUCAGGUUGCCAAAGCAGAUGCAUUAUUCUGGUUGGAGCAAGGAAAACCAUGGAUUACUAGAGGAAGAAAUCUAGAGUCAGGUUUGUCCAGCAACAAGGUGUGCAAGAUGUGUUUCCCUUUGAAACGUCAUAAGCCAAAUAUCUACCAAGAUGGCCGCGCCCAGAGAGCCGUGGCACAGGGUGCGGACAUGUUACGUCCCUGAAGAGAAGCCUAAAUCCGAUCGUCCCAGCGCUGCAGAAUUGACUCGCGCCCUCGUCGGCCGCCGUAGGCCGGUGCCAGUGCCGGGGUUUAAGUGCCAGAAAAGGAAGCAAUCACGGAAUUUAGGUGUAGCCAGGAGAAAAUCAGAUCCUGGCUCCCCAGAAGCAAGAGACUUCAAGUGAAGGAAGGAGGAAGUUCCUGGAUGUGGAUGUCAUCAUUUCUGGGAACACUCUUAAAUGGAAACUCAGAUUUCUUAGCCAAAAUUUAGGGAGGAUCCAGAAGAAACCAAAGAUGAAGCAUCCCAGUUCUUGGGUAUUUCCUGAAACAGAAGAAAAUGACAGAGGCCCAGGUGACUUUUGGUUUGUUUUAUUCUUAACUCGAUUCCCUGAUGGAUUUGUGGAAGUCUGAAGAAAUCAGUUCCUUUACAUUAAAAGUAUAAAUUGGAAAAAAUGAGCUCUGGGGAGAAACAGACUUAGACUGUACCUGUUAACCAGGACAAAGUGGGAUCAUGAAUACAUUGCUCACAUGACUCACAUGUGACCAGUGUUGGAAUAUAAUGUGUGACUCUGCCGAACCCUGUUGGUUACAUUAAGUGUCAGCUUGUGUCCAAAAUCUUUGGCCACCAUCACACCCAGAGAAUCAUGGAAUCACUGACCCUGAGGGAUGUGGCUGUGGACUUCACCUGGGAGGAGUGGCAGCUCCUGGGCCCUGCUCAGAAGCAUCUGUACCGGGAUGUGAUGUUGGAGAACUACGGCAACCUUGUGUCAGUGGGGUUUCAAGCUAGCAAACCUGAUGCCCUCACCAAGUUGGAACAAGGAGAACCGCUUUGGGCAUUAGAAGAUGAAAUCCACAGUCCAACUCAUCCAGAAAUUGAGAAAGCUGAUGAUCAUCUGCAGCAGCACUUGCAAAACCAAAGAAUACUGAAGAGGAUGGGACAACACUAUGAACAUGGAAGAACUUUGAAAUCAUAUUUAGGUUUAACCAACCAGAGCAGAAGAUACAACAGAAAGGAGCCUGCUGAGUUUAAUGGAGAUGGAGCUUUUCUCCUUGAUAAUCAUGAACAAAUGCCUAUGGAAAUCGAAUUCCAUGAAAGUAGAAAACCCAUCAGCACUAAGUCACGAUUCCUUAAACAUCAGCAAACACGCAAUAUAGAGAAAGCCCAUGAAUGCACUGACUGUGGGAAAGCUUUCCUCAAGAAGUCUCAGCUCACUGAGCAUAAGAGAAUUCAUACAGGAAAGAAACCCCAUGGGUGUAGCUUGUGUGGGAAAACCUUCUACAAGAAGUACAGGCUCACUGAACAUGAGCGAGCUCACAAAGGAGAGAAACCGCAUGGGUGUAGUGAAUGUGGGAAGGCCUUCCCCAGGAAAUCUCAGCUUACUGAACAUCAAAGGAUUCACACGGGAAAUAAGCCGCAUCAAUGCAGCGAAUGUGGGAAAGCUUUCUCCAGAAAAUCACUACUCAUUGUACAUCAGCGAACUCAUACAGGAGAGAAGCCUUAUACAUGCGGUGAAUGUGGAAAAUGCUUCAUUCAGAAGGGCAAUCUCAUUAUACAUCAACGAACUCACACUGGAGAGAAACCUUAUGGUUGCAUUGACUGUGGUAAGGCCUUCAGCCAGAAGUCUUGCCUUGUAGCACAUCAGAGAUAUCAUACAGGAAAGACUCCCUUUGUAUGUCCUGAAUGUGGACAACCCUGUUCACAGAAGUCAGGACUCAUUAGACAUCAGAGAAUUCACUCAGGAGAGAAACCCUAUAAAUGCAGUGACUGUGGGAAAGCCUUCAUUACAAAGACAAUGCUCAUUGUACAUCACAGAACUCACACGGGAGAGAGACCCUAUGGCUGUGAUAAGUGUGAGAAAGCUUACUUCUAUAUGUCUUGCCUUGUUAAACAUAAGAGAAUACACACAAGGGAGAAACAGGGGGAUUCAGUGAAGGUGGACAGUCCUUCCACAGCAAGUCACAACUUAAGUCCUAGUGAACACACGCAGGGGAAAAGCCCUGAUAAUAUGGUGACUCUGCAGAUACCUUCUGUGACCCCGCAGAUGCCAUUUAACACCAGCGGGCUCCUAGCAGAUAGGAACGUAGUCCUUGUGGGACAGCCACUUGCCAGAUGUGCACCCUUGGGAGAUAAUAGAAGCUUUGCACAGGACAGAAGCCUUACAAAUGCAGUGAACGUGGUCAUGCCUUCAGUCAUCAAUUACAUCUUCUUUUAUGUUACAAACACAUAAUUGAAAACUGUAUAUUAAAUGCGGAAAAGCCUUGACCAAAAGUAUCUAGUUGAUUACCUGGUUAAGUCCUCCAUAAGAUUUCGAACUUAUGUUUCAAUACAAAGCUUGAAAUCCUGUGAAUGCAGAAAGUAGGAAAGCCUCUUUUGGAAGAGGGACCCUAUCAUUGGUGAUCACCAUGGCAACAGUGAGCUCAUAGUGGGUAGAAAUACAGUGAUGGUGGGAGAGCCUUUGUCCUUAAGAGGUGUCAGUACACACUGGAGAAAAACUCCUGGAAGGUAGUGAAUGUGACAGCAUUUUCAGUGGUACAUUCUGCCACAUCCUUUAGCAGGUGAAAUAUAGAAAUAAAACACUGUGAACCCACUACCGUGAAGUGCCUUUAUCAAAAUAUUAAAGUACUCUUGAAACAAAGAAGCCCUGCGGAAAUGAGGAUUGUUUGAGAGCUUUCUGUUCCAUUCCUGACUUCAUCAUAUGUCAGAUAGUAUAACUGAUGUCUAUUUUUAGACAGAAUAUCUUGAACUAUUACUAUUUACUGCGUUAAUUAUUCUAAAAGUUAAAGGAAAUAGUGUCUGCCCCACAUCACUGGUUAAGGUUAUCACAUUGAGGGAGGAAAAAAGGAAAAAUUAAUUGGGCAGACAGCUAAAGCUGGCCUUGGCAAAAUUCUUUUAAACAGAAAGCUUGAAAAAUCAAGCAUAGGCACGAACAGAGCAGAGUGGGGAAAACUCAGGCAGCAGCUACUCUGAUAAGAAAGUAAGGCCCAGCAUAGAAGCCUUUUGUUCUUUGUGUGAUUAGUGGGCUCCCAGGAAGAAGUUUCCUCCCCUUUUCAGGCAUGUACAUGGUGAACUCCAUGGGAGCUUGCAGGGGGAGUGAGGAGUCUUACUUAAAACAGACCCACAGUUACACAAACAGGAGAAGCUAUGCUUUGUGCUUGCCUAAAGACAGCUACACAGAUAAGGGGAGUUGCACAGACAGCUUCACAGAUAAGUUACACAAAUAGCUACAGAGAUGAGUUUCACAGAAAAGCUUGAAUUCAGUCGUAAAAAUGGCAACCCAUUCAGGCUCCCUUUCUGCUGUGGGGAGCUUUCUUUUUUCACUUAUUAAACUUUCACUCCAACCUCUCCCUUUUCGUCCAUACUCCUUAAUUUUCUUGGUUGUGAGACAAAGAAGUCUGGAUGAUACCUCACAACCAGGGACCUCUACAUUGUGAUGCAUCGGUGAGACUGUAACGACAUUAUAUUCACUUCUCCCAUUUGUGGGUUCCUUUUUUAAAUUGUCUAUCUUCAGUGCCCAACCAAGAUCAUGUGAUGAUUAGCUGUUAAAUUUCUGACCCUAAAGUUAAUUCAAUAUUAUUUCAGAAAAUGAGUCCUUCAAAAAGAAGGGGUAAGGGAUAGGACCAAGGAAUACUACAGUGCUAGGUUCCCUCUAGUGGGGCCAGAGACAGCUGAUCUUUCCAGUUAGGUGUGCAACAUAUCAGACGUCAAGUUUAUAUAGGAUGUGACCUCCCUUCCUGGACUAGGCAACUGAAGCUGAAAGGUUUGGGUCAAUCAACAGGGACUGGUAUAAACAGACUGGGUUGCUACCCCAACUCAGCUCAACCCCUAUCCAAUAGGUAGGGAACAUCUGAGGCCCCAGGAGAGUUAGGGGGAGGGCACUAAUCUGUCAAUAUGCUUUUUUCACAAUGACAAGGCAGCAGAGACCUGGAAACAUAAAGCUUUCCUUAGGCUCUCCCAAGCUCUGGCCACCAAGAGUAACCUGAUGAAGCCCUGCUGGAUCUGCCAUCCUGGCCUACCUGUCACCACCUAGAGUGACCCUCUCAUUCUACCAGUGAUAAACUACACCAGUAUACCUAACAUGACAGCGUAUACCAGCAGAACUCGAGUGGCUUACUGGCUUACUGGCUUACCGAACAUGGGAAGGAAGCAGAGGUGCCCUGUUUUAACUUAACCAACUGUGACAAAAUGCCACAGCCACAACUAACAAAACCUUGGUGGGCUGACACUUUGAUGCACCACACUUUUGAUUACAUGAAGAGUGUCCCACUGGUGAUAAUGAAAAGAAAGACUGGAGUGUUGUUAGCCAUUUGUGCAGGGGCUUCAUGAACAACAUCGUGUGGGAGAAACUAAGUUCUUGUAACAGGUUUGAGACUUGGAUGGCAAACACUAAUGCUUCCACACCCACGAGUGGGUCACUGAACAAGAAAAUGGAGAAGGGGUGUUGUGUGCACCUGAGAGCUAUACCUACAUUUUUCUCUGUGAGUGGUCUAGGGUUUAUACAAAUAUAGGACAGGCAAUGUCAUGCCUGAUCCAAAUUGUUGUUUUCAGAAUCCUGGGAAUAUGAACUUGUAAGCUCCUAGAUAACUGACCAGCUGCAACCUUCCUUGUGGAAUGGAACAGACCCAACAUUCUUCCUGGCAUCUACCCUCAUUUCCUCCCACUGCAGAAGUACUCUCAGUUGAGCAUUUUUGUCAUCUGCUAAUAAUUUUAGCCAGGUGGCAAGUGGAUGGACUGUGGAGUAAGAAGUACCUGCCUCUGCCUCUGACUUGGGUUCUAGCCUAUAGGAACAAGACAUUUUCAGUAAUGGAAGAAAAGCUUCCAGGCUGGGAAGGUCAUCGUUUCCAAUGGUAGCUUGACCUGAGAUGAUACCUGACCACAACUACUGGGAAGGCCCAGAAUAGACAGAAGAGAGAGAACACCCUAGAGUUGCUAGCCCCUAAGAGUUGAAGAAAAUGGCCAAGGCCCAGCUGAAAUAACAG